Messenger RNA from Lodderomyces pseudojiufengensis, 1128 nucleotides. It is a transcript of the gene DFI1, whose product is annotated as Dfi1p. The record is from RefSeq and is a predicted model, not a curated record. NCBI's taxonomy places the organism in Eukaryota, Fungi, Ascomycota, Pichiomycetes, Serinales, Debaryomycetaceae. The transcript has a single exon. Bases 1 to 1128 code for a protein of 375 amino acids.
AUGGAGAAAGAAAUACCCUAUCAUUCAAUAAAUGAAAUACCAAACAACACAAAUCGUUCCACUAAAUCAUAUAUUUUUAAAAGUAUAUUAAGUAUAGGAAUUUUCUUGUCUUUAAUCUAUCUUUAUUUAAAUAAUUCAAAUUGUCAAUUUAUAACAAAUUCAUCAACAUACACAUCAACAACAAAUUCAUUACAAAAUAUAUCAAAAUUAGAAAAUAAUACUUCAAUAAGUAAUUUUAGUUUUAAUCUUAAAAAUUUAAAUUUCAAUAAAAUUAUAAUUGAUCAUGAAAAAAGAGCAGAUAAUACAACCACCACAUCAGGUUCAGGUUCAAGUUCAACUGGAUUUGGAGGUAAUGGAGGUCAAUCUUCAUCAAAUGGUAUAUCAAAUAAUGGAUUUGAUCAAUCUUCAUCAUUUAAUUCAUUUUUAUCAUCAUCUCAACAAAAUCAACAAUCUUCUUUUAAUGGUGGUUCAUCAUCAUUUAUAGAAAGUUCAACUACUGAAAAUGGAUUUGAAAGUUCUUCUUUUGCAACUUCAUCAAAUGGAUUUGCUUCUGAAACUGGUGAGACAUCAGCUAGUAGUUCUAGUAGUUCAUCAUCAUCAACUACAAGCUCUUCCAGCUCAUCAUCAUCUUCUUCAAGUUCAAGUUCAAGUUCCACAGAAGCAGAAGAAACUUCAGAAACUACUUCAUCUUCAAGUUCUUCCUCAUCAUCAUCUUCAUCAUCUUCUUCAAGUUCAUCAGAAAGAGAAUCAUCAUCAUCAGUAUCAAGACAAGUAACAACAUUAAGUUCAGUUCAAGGAGGUUCAACAAUAGUUAUAACACAAACAUCAAUAAUUUCAUCAAAUCCAACAUCAGAUUCAUCCCUGAAUAAUUCAACAAAUAGAAAUAAUGAUUCAAAUGGAGGAUUAUCACAAACAAAUAAAAUUGUUGUUGGUGUUGUAGUUGGAGUUGGUGGAUCAAUUUUAAUUGGAUUAAUUAUAAUAUUAUUUUAUUUGAAAAAACGUAAUAACAAGAAUAAUGAAAAUGGUUGGACUUUUUGGAGAAAAAAUGAAAAAUUAGGUAGUGAUGAAUUUUUUAAUGGUGAAUUAGGUGUUAGAGAUAGAAAUAUUAAUCAAGGUUCUAAUUUUUAA